Messenger RNA from Aspergillus tanneri, 1878 nucleotides. It is a transcript of the gene ITT1, whose product is annotated as RBR-type E3 ubiquitin transferase. Gene Ontology annotation, cellular component: ubiquitin ligase complex; cytoplasm. The transcript has a single exon. The coding region runs from base 1 to 1878 and encodes 625 amino acids. Gene Ontology annotation, biological process: protein polyubiquitination; ubiquitin-dependent protein catabolic process; positive regulation of proteasomal ubiquitin-dependent protein catabolic process. The record is from RefSeq and is a predicted model, not a curated record. Gene Ontology annotation, molecular function: ubiquitin conjugating enzyme binding; zinc ion binding; ubiquitin protein ligase activity. NCBI's taxonomy places the organism in Eukaryota, Fungi, Ascomycota, Eurotiomycetes, Eurotiales, Aspergillaceae.
AUGGCAAACCCCGAGGAUUUGCCCGAUGACGAUCGUUUGGUGGAGCUGUCAUCUAUUGAAGCCAUCUACCCGGAAAUCCAGAUUGAUCCUUCAGCACCUUUCCGGGCGUCAUUACACAUACCUGUCAGGCCUGCGACACCCCUCCGGGUUCGCUUUCAGCAAUAUGCAGAAGCCGGUCCACCAACCGUCUUGAUUUCUCCAGUACCUCUGGGUGCUGACGAAACUGGUCCUGUAUCUGCAACGAAGGCUGACGACGACCUACAUGUCCUCCCGCAUCUUCCUCACAUACACCUCGAAAUCGAUCUGCCCGAAGGCUAUCCAUCCGCACAGCCGCCCAUUCUAAGAAUCAGUACCAACCCAUCAUGGCUGCCCUUGUCCGUCGUUUCCAAGCUUUUGGACGAUGGUAAGCGCCUCUGGGAGGAAUGUGGGAGGGAAUUGGUCAUAUAUACUUACAUUGAUCAUCUUCAACAGUUAGCUGACACAUCGUUCGGGAUUCAGGACCUUUCAGGUGGCGAGUUACUGCUUCCGCGAGAGCUUAAAAUUGCUAUGCUGGAUUUUAAUAAUAAGGCCGAAAGGGAAAAAUUUGAACAGGAGACUUUCGAGUGCGGGGUUUGCCUAGAGCCGAAGAAAGGCUCCAUUUGCCAUCGGCUAUUCCAGUGCUCUCAUGUGUUUUGCGUGCCAUGUCUGCAGGAAUUUUACAACACUUGUAUCACGGAGGGUGAUGUGGACAGCGUCAAAUGCCUGGCACCUGAUUGUGGCAAGGUACAGAAAUCCAUGUCUAAUGUAGAGGGUCAAGGCAAGAAACGGAAAAAGAAUGACCAAACACUGAGUCCAAGUGAGCUUCUCCAGAUUCCGUUAGGGGAAGACACCGUACAGCGGUAUGUUUUCCUGAAGCGGAAGAAGAAACUGGAGGCGGAUAAAUCAACAGUGUAUUGUCCCCGGCAAUGGUGCCAGGGCGCGGCUCGCUCGAAGAAACAUCCCAAACCCGUUGACCCCAUGGCAAAUGACUCGGAUUCUUCUGAGGAAGAGGAAGAUGAAGAUGGUAUUGCGUUUGAUCCUUUGGGAGAUGAGGCUCAGCUGCCUCCGAUGGCGGACCGUGUGGCUAUCUGCGAGGAUUGCAAUUAUGCCUUCUGCAUUGUCUGCAGGAAAGGAUGGCAUGGCGAGUUGGUGCGGUGCUUCCCCCGCCGAGAAGCAGAACUAUCUGCGGAAGAGAAAGCCACGGAGGAAUACUUGAAACUUUACACCUCACCUUGCGCGGCCUGCGACGCUCCUUGCCAGAAACGCAUGGGCUGCAAUCACAUGAAAUGUUUUAAAUGCAACACUCACUUCUGCUACCUUUGCUCAAGCUGGCUUGCAGAAGACAACCCUUACUUUCAUUUCAAUGAUGUCAAUAGCGGAUGUUUCAACCGACUCUGGGACAUGGAGGGAGGCGACGGCAUCAACCCGGAGGGAGCAGAGGCUCUACAUCGGUUCCCAAACGAAUUGGCUGACUUCGAUGAUACUGAUGAGGAAGACCAACCUGGAUGGGGUUUCCCCGACGGCAACGACAUCAGACGAGGAGGACGACCUCCGCCGCCUGCUCCCGCACCACCACGGGUCAAUCAAGGCGCCGGUGGUCCUAGACAGCGUGCGGGCGGGGCAGAUGCGAAUGGCUUAGAUGCGGCAGGCAUGGCCGCGGCCGCAGAGAUACAAGCCCAGGCACAAGCGAUGGCUGAAGUCCGAGCUCGUGCUGGUGCUGAACGACCCCGGCAACAGGCCCAUGAAAAUGGACAGGUCCCACCAGAACAGGUCAGGAAUCUAGGACUUCAGCGAUUCUUGGAAUUGGUUCAGAAUGACCGAGAGGAUGAAUGGGACAGUGACGAACUUGAUGAAUUUUAA